AUGAAGAUCGAUGUUAUUCCUAUGUUCGAGGACAACUAUGCAUAUUUGAUUAUCGACGACGCUACCAAAGAUGCUGCGAUUAUUGAUCCAGCGGAACCAUCCACG
Messenger RNA from Sphaeroforma arctica JP610, 105 nucleotides. RefSeq lists its product as hypothetical. The record is from RefSeq and is a predicted model, not a curated record. The transcript has a single exon. Lineage: Eukaryota; Ichthyosporea; Ichthyophonida. The annotation marks the transcript as partial.